This is a messenger RNA of Monoraphidium neglectum, 1446 nucleotides long. RefSeq lists its product as hypothetical. The transcript is spliced from 5 exons. The coding region runs from base 1 to 1446 and encodes 481 amino acids. The record is from RefSeq and is a predicted model, not a curated record. Lineage: Eukaryota; Viridiplantae; Chlorophyta; Chlorophyceae; Sphaeropleales; Selenastraceae.
AUGCAGCCUGAUGGCUUUGUCACAACAACAACCAGCCCGGCCGUGCUUGCAGAGCUGGAAAAGGGUGGAGAGUACCUUAUCCUGGGGGACAGUAGCCAGAUCCGCCUGAUACGCUUGAGACGCUCUCUGGCUAAGCUUUUCAGCGGGUGGGUGCCCACCUUUAAGUUCACGGACGAGCAAAUCAGCUAUAGCCAGAGGAACAAACUUACUUUUUUCAUCGGGAAGAUCCCCUCGGCGGACGUGAUCGAGAAGGUCAGGCAGACGCUGGAGGAGAAAUUUGGCGCGGUGGAAACCUGGCAACCCCCGGCGAGGCAGGACAACUACAGCGUGGGAGCAGUGUUUGCUGAAACGGACACAGCUGACAAGCUAUUCUACGGGGUCGAGACCCUCAAGCUCACCCCUGCCGAGGGCGCGAUCAAGCUCCUCAUCCCUAACCGCUACUAUGUCGCGCCCGACGACCUGCUGGCGGACGCGCGCACGUCCCAGUUUUACUGCCCCCGGCUCGCUGGCAAAGAUCGCGCCGAGAUUGAGGACAUCCUCGCGUCAGCCCUGGCCAGCGGCAAAAUUCCCACCGACAUGGCGCGCCUCCUCAACCACACAGACCUGAAAGUGCUGCGGACGCCCGCCGGGGACUGCGAGCUCACCCACAUGUCAAUCGACGACUGCUAUGAAUUCACAGAGAAGGCGCAGGCGGGCGAAAUCAGCUUUGAGUGCGACGGCGUCCACUACACCCUCAACGUCAGGGACGACGACUACCAGGCCCCGCCGCCGCCCAGCGGCCAGCGCGUGGUACGCAUUCGCAAGCCCGCCAUCCUCAUCGUCGCCCCUGCGAGCACCCUGUGUGGCGGCAAGGCUGAGACAGCGAUCAAGGGCCUGAUUGACGGUUUCAAGGGGAUCGGCAUCACGCUGUCUCUUGCGGCCACCCGCGCCGUCUCCGUCAGGGGCGCAGUCGGCAUCCGCUUUGAGGUGCCAGACGUGGAGACUGUGGCGGCCAUCAUGCAGCACUACCUGACCACGGCCGGCUCCCCCCCUGAGGGCUGCGAGCGGCCGCCCAAGGCUGAGAUCAGGAAGAUGGCACGCGUCUGGACUGUGGGCCGCAAGCCGGCUCACCCCAUGUCCCCGGCUGGCAGCCUCCUGGGCAAAUCAGAACCUGCGGGCCACGAGAAGCUGACGGUGGCCAAGAUGAUCUAUGGGGCGGCAAAGCACAAUGUCACCUACCGCCGCUACGUGGACGCCACUGAGUGGGGCACCAAGGAGUUCAUCACCGCUGAGGCCGGCAAGGCCUCCGGCGCGGAGGGUGGGGACCUGGAGGGCAAGGACAAGGACCAGACCAAAGAGGACGAGCGCAACCCGCAGAAGCGGGCAGGGGAGCAGGAGGAGGGAGGCAACCCCAAGCGCCUGGCGGGUGACCCGGAUGUGCAGGGCGCCGACAACAUGGAGACGUGA